UUCUGCUUCAAGUUGUGAGACACGCAGCUCCAGAGGGGAGUGAGAUUAUUUGGUGAGUGGAGCAAUAAAUGGCAAGUGCUGCACUGAUCAAGAGGAGAUUGAGGGAGAUCAGAUAAGAACACAGGACAUGGCAACCAGCUCUUCCUCCCAAAGGAUUGGAAUUGUGGGAUACGGACAUUUAGGGCAGUACCUGGUGGAGAGGAUCCUUAAAGAUGGAGCUGCUCUUGGUCUAACUCUGGCUUUCGUUUGGAACAGGAAUUCUGACAAGCUCAAAGGUUUAGUUUCUGAUGAGCUUAUACUUGGUGAUCUGUCAUCCUUUGCAAACAGGCCAUGUGAUGUGAUCGUAGAGGUCUGCCAUCCACAGAUAGUGAAAGAAUUUGGGCUUCACUUCUUGUCUCAGUCUCAUUUCAUGGUGGGUUCUCCCUCUGCCCUUUCUGAUCCUGAUCUGAACCAGAAGCUGCGUCAGGCCGCUCAGCAGUAUGGUAGGACGCUUUACGUCCCCAGUGGUGCAUUGUGGGGAGGUCAGGACAUCCAGAGGCUGAAUGAUAGUGGGGCUUUAAAGGCUUUGUUUAUAAGAAUGUCCAAGCAUCCCUCCUGCUUCCGGCUGACAGGAGACGUCCUCUCUGAUUGGAUGGAGGAAGAGGGCAGACGUGUUUUAUUCAGAGGCUCAGUGGCAGAGCUGUGCCCACUUGCUCCAAAUAACGUUAACACCAUGGCAGCAGCGGCAGUGGCAGCAGGAUCACUCGGCUUUACUGGUGUCCAGGGAGAGAUUGUGUCUGACACAGCUUUAAGUGACUAUCAUGUGGUGGAGGUGGAAGUGACCGGGCCCGGUGGUUUCUCAGUACACACAGUGAGGAAGAAUCCAGCCAAACUUGGAGCCGUUACCGGCAGCGCAACAUACAACUCCUUCUGGAACAGUCUACUUGUUUGCAAAGGUCACGGAGGCCGAGUUUAUCUGUGCUGACCUCUGUAGGAUUAACUACAACACAGCAAGAAGAUCCACUUCCAGAAAAUUCAGAUGGUUUAUAGUGGAUAAGUUGUGUGGAUCAGUAUGUUACUGAGAGCUUGAAAGGAUA
This is a messenger RNA of Morone saxatilis (striped sea-bass), 1076 nucleotides long. RefSeq names its product aspartate dehydrogenase domain containing (gene aspdh). The record is from RefSeq and is a predicted model, not a curated record. The transcript is spliced from 8 exons. NCBI's taxonomy places the organism in Eukaryota, Metazoa, Chordata, Actinopteri, Moronidae. Gene Ontology annotation, molecular function: NADP binding; L-aspartate dehydrogenase [NAD(P)+] activity. Gene Ontology annotation, biological process: NAD+ biosynthetic process. Bases 128 to 964 code for a protein of 278 amino acids.